AGCAUGAUUUGUACUUUAAGGUCACAUGAUAAAACCAUAGGUUUGCUAAACAUGCAACGUGUAUGGGUUGAACUACUUAAAACAGUUUCUGUUUUCUCUGCAGAACUGUAGGCUUUUGUAGUCUUAGGGUGCCUGGGAUAUUAGCUUGCUAUACAGCAGCUAAAGAAGCGACUGUAAUACACCCUCAUAAUCUGCUUCCUGCAUAAUAAGAAGGGUUAUUUCCUCCAAACUGUAAUUAUAUUUCGUCUGACUAUUCACGGCAAAAGUCUCGGCCAGUUGUAUCUCUGGAACAUUUUCUUCAAGAGGUUACAUUUUCAAAACUUCACAAAACAGGAUAUUAGCUCUGCAUAGGAGGAUGAUUUCUCACAAUAUGACAUGGAUAAGGUAUCCAAGCAGCAGCUGGGACUCCUCCACUAACAUUGAAGACGUCAUAGCUUCUCAAAACAUCAUAUCAAGAUUUAUGCACUGUUAUAUUGCCUUUUUUGUGCCAGCAGGUUUAUUAACUGGCAUACUGAUCCUCAUCAUCUUCAUAAAGGAGUAUUUGCAGCAUCGCAUCUUAGAAAACCUAAAUAUAUUUCUUUUAGAUUUCACCAUCAGCAAUAUUGCAAUGAUUUUUUUCUCAUUUACUGUCAUACCAAGACCUGGCUAUCUAAAGGCAACCCAUUUAGGAUGUGGAGCUCUGUCUUUUUUUUUCAAUGUGAGUUAUUUCAAUUCUCAGUAUCUUUUGAUUUUGAUGCUUCUUACUUUACUCAGUCCAUUUUCAUCCAGGACUAGUUGGAUAACUAGAGCAACUCAAAGUCCCCUGUUAUGUGUUGGAUUUAUACUAACGUGUGCUUUCUGCAUGUCACUGGUAGUGGUGGCACUUUUAGGCACAGACAAUUACCAUGUGAAUACAGACUGCCAGGUAGAUCCAUUAUUUGCAUGGCCAGAAUAUGAGAUUAUUAAAUUCACCUUUGGAUUUGGAAUUCCUUUGAUUCUCCAGUUACUCUGUUUUAUUCUAUUCUUCAUUAAAGCAGCACAAUCAGAAGCAGGAAUCCUAAGAAAGCAUAUUCACAUUUACAUGCUUGUUAUAACCGUAACAAUGUUUGCAUGCCGUCUAUUUUACAAUGUCAUGAUUCUCUACAGGACCAUGUUAAAGAUACAGGAAAGCAUUGGAACUUUCAAGACUGAGUUAAUGAUGAAUAUUGCAGAGAUCAUAUUAUUUAUUGAGAGCUGUGUUAGCUUGAUAUUCAUACUUUGUCUUCAUAAACCAUUGAAGAAUGGAAUAGCAGAAAUCAUAGCAAAAUGCAAAAGAACAGACGCUACCAACAACCGCCAUGAUCUCGAUGACAAUGCACUAUGAAACUGCAUCUGGUGAUUCCUUUGCCCUGCAGAGUGCUGAUAUUUUGCAUGUUUUAAAUAAAGGAUAGAUAUCCAUCUGAUACAUCUUACAAUUGGUAACAACUGAAGGAAAAUAGUUUCUCGGUCCAAUUUUUCCUCAAGGUCUCACCAUCAAGUUGUUAUUUAUAUAAAUUAGUUCCCUGAACUUCAAUGGGCUUGUUCCAAUCAAAAUCAAAAUUCUGAAAAAAGACCACUUACAUCGGAAACAGGAUGCUUUUGUGACAACACCAAUAUACCUGUACAGGAGUAAACAGAAGCACCUUUGCCAAAGCUAAAAACUGGAGAAAGAGACAUUUUGGUUUCUUAACUGAACUUUCACUUGGAAUUUAAUCCUUCAAGGCUACUAAUAUUUAUACAUUACAUGCUGUUGCCUAAUUCCAAGGGUCAAAGACAAUAUCAGUAAAAUACAGGAAAAUUUCCUGAAAUUGUGAUAUACUGUGUUGCCAGAGGGUGGGGUGCAUGAUUCCACAAUUUUAAAACAUCCAUGUUAAGAACAUUCUCUCCACCUUCCCUUCCCUGUUGGCCUUGGAGAUAAUAGUAUUUUCAUGAUUUCUGUUUCAAUUCUCUUGUGGCAAAAACAAUCUUGAGUAGUAGGGAAGGGCUAAGCCUAUUUAUCCAUGUAAAGGGAGCAGCCUUUGGAGAAAGAAGCAAGUUCCAGUGGCUCAAGUAGAAGACAGUGCUGGACUGAAGGGAAGGCCUCCUAUGGUCCCCUAUGAGACAAAGUACUGGGAAGGAGCAACAAGAUGACAGAGCUACCAGGAAUAACCAUAACUACAUCCCCACAAAAAUGGCAGGCAAUUGGACAAAUACAAGAGCUAUCACUGGGAACAAUAAUGGGAAGAACCAAAAAAAGAUAACAAUACCUACCAAGAAUCCAGUACACGUGGACUGUUUUCAGGGUCACUGACUUGAAUGUAUUAAAAAAAGUUCUGCCAUUUAUAGAGUGGGAUUACAUGACUUGCAGUCACAGGGAGAUGCAUAGUCUUGCUAAGGGCCCCAGUCACCUGUAUCUGGGAGAGACGCCAUGUUAUGCACUGGGAAGAUACCCAUAUUAUCUUUCAUCAAGUUUGUGCUUGUAUUUCCUCAUACAGCUUUGUAUUGCUGCUGUUCUGAAUGCACUGACAACUCAAAGAAGGCUGUAAAAAAGUCAUUAUAGAGCUAGGCAGAAAUGUAAAACAAUCUAGGUAAGAAGCAUUUUAACGGCCAAGUGCAGAACAGAACACUGAAAAUCUCAGCCCCAACCUUACAGUGCAAGCUGAGAAAAGGGAGAGUAAAAGACUGACUCAUUUGUUAGAUCAGAUCUGUCUAACACUUGGGCUGUGUGGAAUUAAACUGCAGCCCCUAGGCUUCUGCCCAGGCACUGCUCCCACCCAUUGCUAGCUCCAGGCCUCCCCUUCCUCCUCCAGCUGUCACUUCCCAUGCUGUCCCAGGAUUCAGGGCAGUGCAGCAGCACAGAGAGCUGUGGAUGAGCCUAGGGCACAUGGGCAAUGAAUGGAGGGGAAGGGAUGAGGGUUACAGGCACAGUGCAGUGGUAGGGCACCUGCACAGGCACACAACAUAGUUGAAGAGCAUGGAGGGGGGGGAGGAAUAAUAUACAUCUAGUUUUAGCCAAAGUAUCCAAAAUUAAGCAAUGAGAGUUCUUGAAAAAAUCCAGAGGAGGAUCCAGAGGACAGAGAGAGAGAUAGAGAGAAAGAGACUGCGAAAUACAUACAUACUCUUCUAAGACUUCAGAUUGCUCUGAAAACUGUCUUUCAGUUAAGUAAACUGCAAAAGAUACAAGCUUCUAGUUGCUAAGGGUUUCAGUUCUUUUUUUAAGUGUGAAUUUUAGUGUUAAUGAAAUAUGUGGGAAUGGCAGCUCUGGAGAGUAAAGGCUUGCUUGCCUUCUCUGCAACAGUUCGCUUUUGUGAAAGUGAUCACACCAUGCUGCACAGACUGGAUUGGCAAUAGAUGAAUUAUAAUUCAAAUUGCAAUAUCCCCACAACAUUACUGGAUCUAGACCAGCUGCAUCCUAGAUUCAACCCAAGCACAUUUAUAGGUCAGAUGGCUUGAGCUGAAAACUUCAUUUAACUUGAACUGAAAGCGGGUUGGAAUAGAGACAAAACUCAAGCUAAUAACGAAGCAAAGACAAUUCUUCUAUAUACUGGUAUAACAUACACUACAGAAUUGCCUACAAGUCCCACCCUUAAGUCUAAACCUGACCUGCAAGAAUGACUUCUCAGUGGAAAGGAUAUGUUCAGCUUCAUAGCACCUUGACAUCUUAACCUUCCAAAUGUUGGGACAAAUUAGUGUUAGUUGUGCUGGUGGGUGCUGGUGGGUUUUAUGUAGGACCUUCCACAAAGAAAUGAAAAUGGGGUAUCCCGUGAAGAAUUAGUAGGCUGAACUACACUGUACAAAAAGGGGUGAUAUUUUUUUACAUGUUUUCCUUUCUUACUUUGUAUUUUGAUUGCUAUGUGAAAGAUAGAUGACAGGUUAUGGGGGCCUCCAUGCAUUGUCAGUGGCCCAUAUUGUAAAAUUUGAGAUAUUAGAAUUCAGUUUUUGUAACAUACAUUUUAAUAAAAAUAAAGAUUUGUGGGGUUUUUUUCACCAGAAUAGAUUGCAAGAGUCCAGAUGGUCUUCCUGUUUGAGAACAUUCGUUUUUAAAAGGAAAAUGUUAAGAGAAUUGCAUUCAUUUGCCAAUAGUUCUGUAUAAAGUUUUUUUCAUAAAAUACAUGCUAUUAGAGGCUUUCUGAUAUUUCUGUCAGGCAUGGAACACAGCUGUCCACUUGAACGGAGGCUGAGAAGUUUUCAUUUGUUAGGAAGUGGAGAAAAAACACUUUUUUGGGUUGAAAAAGUGUAGGAAGCCAGAUGGAAAGAAUGUCACCCAAUGGUUAAAAGUUACAGUAUCUCUUGCAAGAGGAAAAGGAGUAAGAAUUUGGGGAAGCAGCAGCAACCUUCCUCAAACAUAGCUGUCUGCUCUGGUCAAGUACUGCACAAUGACAUCAGGAAGAUAAACAAUCUAUCUUAUAUUCUCUACAGAUUUUCACUUAUUGCUAAUUUCAAAGAUACAGAACACUGGCUGUUACAAUGCCAAUUUUUCUGCAUAUGAAAAUAUUUCUGUUUAACACCAAAUGUUACUUUACAGUUUGCUCCUCUUUCCUCUGGGAACAAUUUAGCACCUUGCUUCCCCUGAACCUGGCACGUAUCAGCCCCUGCCACCAUCGUCCUGAUUGAAAUCCUGCAUAGUGCAUUUGACACAACUCCCAGUGCUGUUCCACACUUCUCUCAGCAGAUUCUUCCAUCUCGCACAUUCCUGGGAGCCCCCAGAUGGUCUCUUCCCAGUUAUCUAGUCUGCUAGAGAAACUGCCCAGUUGGCGGCUGAUGCGGUGAACUGCUGGGAUCCUUCCUUGGCAUACGGUCGCCAAAGUUUCUACUUCCUUUACAAACCCUGCUUUCUGCACCAUAUAGCUGGAGACAAGGAAGCAAAGCCUGUCAAAUCAGGUGGGGAAGGCAGAAACUCCACUUGUACGCAGGAGUUAGAGUUAGGGUUGGGUAUAUGACCAAUCAAAUAAAAUUUGGUCAAUUAACCAGUCAAAUAUUGGUCAAAAAUGUAAAAAAACUGCUAACAGGUCCAAGCAAUCCACAGAGAAAGCACAAACUGUCCACAAGAAAAUCAGCAUCUGGCUGAUGCAGGCCAAAUUUUCCAUUGAGAAAUGUGUCAAAAAGCAAUACAAAAAAUAUCAUAUUUCUAUCAAGAAAACUAUAAAUAAAGUAGGUGUGGGGGGAGGUUGUAAAAAUGCUAAUGAUCUUUGACUGAUCAAAAAUAUGCAGUCAAUUGACUGGUCAAUUGAAAAUACUUGACCAGUCAAGUCAAUUGACUGGCUUGCCAACAUUAGAGUCAAUGAAGACUCCAUUUUAAGAAAUAAAUAGAAUUAUCAAACGAGUCUAGAAAAAUCAAAAUAGUUGACUAUGACAGAAAAAAAACAAACCUCUUGGAAAACGCCAAUGCUCAACUACGUCGUUCUUACACUUUACUGUGCAAACCAGUUGCAAUCAAGUGACUUCUCAGCAACAACAGAGAUGAUGAGGUAUGUCAGGAGAGCUGUAACUCCGAUACUUGUGUGAGUAUCAUUUAACAUGGGUUGUUAAGAUACCGUUUCACUAUAAAACAUACAUGGGUUAUCAGCAAAUGACAAUAUGAGAGAAAACAUAUCACAUUCAAGAGCAACUAAAAUUGGUUUUUUACCCUUUUUUAAACAUAGAAAGUCUGAACAAUCAGAUGCCUCUGGAUUAAUCAGUAUCACUGAUACUGUGACUGGACAAAUAAAACCCUACAUUCAUAGCUGGGGACCUACUUAACUUGCAGCCAAUCUAAGCCAUUUUUGUGGCUUUGUCCUGGCAUGAAAAGCCCACUUCACAGGCAUUGUGCCCUUGGCACUGAUUGCCAGAGAGACUGUUGAAUGGGCGGAGGAAGGACAAGGGGGCAGAUGCCGUCUUGAUUGCUGGCUGCCCUUGAUCCAGCCCCACCCCGUAGCACUGAUUGGUAGAUAGGACCCGGGGGAAGGAGGGACAACAGCCAUCUUGUCAGCUGCCCCCUUUGUGCCACCUUGCCAGCCAGUGCCUUCCCCUCCUGGGCAGCGUUCCCUCUAAGCUGUGCGGCGCGCUCAUGCUGCGCGGAGCGCUCAUGCUGCGCUGCCAGGCACGCCUGCACAUCCACGCACGCCGCACAGCUUAGAGAGAAUGCUGCUCCUGGGUGGGAGACUUGCCCGGGAGGGGAAAACUUAAUAAAAAAAAAAUUGUUAUUAAGGCCCCCCCGAUUUUGUUGACAACCCUGGAUUUCCGCAGAAUCUGCAAAGUCACAAUGUAGGUAGGGCCCUAUUCAUAUCUAAAUGUGUUUUCAACAUCUUCAUGAAAAACGUUCAGAUAUUUUGGUAUACUAUGACUUCUCCAGACAGCAAAAACAUCUACUGAAUAUAAUGCUCAUUUCAUUACAGUAAAAAUAAUGGUCUUUCUGAUCAUUUUCUCUGCUUCGUGCUUCUAAUAGUGGCUAUGCUUAAAUAAAUCUCUUGCUCAUUUAAAAAUGACCAGACCCUCUUACUUAAAAAAAGAAAAACAAUGUUCAGUGAAAUUUAACAAGUUCUUGUAAAUAUGUAGGAAAGGCAACAUGCUGACUACUUGUACUUUAAUUUUAAAUGUAUAAAAUGAACUUCUGAAAAUCUUGAAUAGUUAUAUAAAUGGGAAUGUUAUAUACAUGAAUACUGUGGUAUAUAUACAGAUUUAUAGCCAAAUUUAGGUAAGCAGCUAUAGAAUGUUGCAUCAAGCAGAACAAUGAGUGACAUUUUACAGGAAGAAGUCAGAUCACAAAUACAAAAAGAAAUCCAGUUAAAAGGUAAUGGCUAUUAUGUCAAACGCAUUUUAUUUUGUUCUUUUAAAUGAGAAAGAAGAGCUUAAUGCACUGCUCUGUUUUUGAAUGUUCUUAGGCUUCUCUUUCCAGUCUUGAUAGAACAAUUUGAACAACCAGUAGGUGGUGUUUGUGCAAAUAGCAGCUACUUCUCUACCCGUGGAGCUGAAAAGCAAAACUCCACCUGCCAUACUGGAGCUUAGAAGCAAAAACUGAUUCUCUAAAUUCACUGCACCAUUAAGCUUAUUUCUUAUAGGUGGCCUUGAGCUGAACAACAUCAGAGCAGUGUCAAGCUGCGGAUACACUUGGUGCUUAUGACAAAUGAAAUACAAAUGAUAAAUCCAAAUACAACUGACUUGAAGGUGGCAUGCAGUGCAGCCUGGCAUCACCUAAAUAAAAGUUUUAACAUAUCCACUAAUAACAUAUCUGAAUAUAAACCAGCCUUCUGGUGUUUGGAAGGAAAUCAGCUCUGGACAAAUGGCUAUAUGGAUACACAGGAAUUAAGGUCCAAGGCUAUUCAAGAAUUGGUAAAAAAGAGACAAAUGGAGCUAAAAUUCUGCCACUUUCCAAUCUGCAACAAGGAACACUCUUGAAGAAAAACUUGCAUUAUGCAAUACAAACAAUCAUUACAUUCAAAAAGUUUCUAUGUAAUCUAAAACAUUAAGUCUCUCAUUUGCAGUGUGGAUGGUACCUUGUAAAUAGCAAAUUUCUUAAAUAAUUUAGUUUUCUGGAAAUUGAUAACUUUCAGCCAAUUUCAAGCCAAAUUGCCUUGCCUUCCAUUCCAUUUUAACGAGUUAUAAUAUCCUAUGAAAAAGUAAAUCUUUCUUCAAAUCAUUAAAAGGAUUGGUGUUAAUGUCUUUGGAAAUGCCAAUAAUUUAACCAUUUGGCCCUAAAUACAACGUGCAAAUGGUGAUGUAAUCUUUCCAGCAGAGAUCAGAACCAUGGAAGCUUACACAGCAGCAAUAUCAUCAGUUAUUUGUAACAGCACAUAUUUUAAACCUAAUGGUUCACAUUUGUGUAAUGAAAGCAUAUCAUCUAGCUCAUCUGAUAAAUCAGACGAACAUGAACAAUAUGUUAUUGGGCUUUUCUUAUCAUGUCUUUACACUAUAUUCCUUUUCCCUAUUGGCUUUGUCGGAAACAUUCUGAUUUUGGUUGUUAACAUAAGUUUUCGUGAAAAAAUGACUAUUCCAGACCUUUACUUCAUAAAUCUUGCAGUAGCCGACCUCAUUUUAGUUGCUGACUCCCUCAUUGAGGUUUUUAAUCUUGAUGAGAAGUAUUACGAUAUCACUAUUAUUUGUACUUUCAUGUCUUUGUUCCUUCAGAUCAACAUGUAUAGCAGCAUCUUCUUUCUGACAUGGAUGAGUUUUGACAGAUAUAUAGCACUUACGAAAGUAAUGAGGUCCAAUAUAUUUCGCACCAUGCAACAUGCUAGAUUAAGCUGCGGCCUCAUAUGGAUGGCAUCAAUUUCUGCAUCACUGGUGCCAUUUAUAGUUGUGCAUUUACAACACACUGGAGAGGUCUACUUUUGCUUUGCAGAUGUGAAAGAAAUCCAGUGGCUAGAAAUAACGUUGGGGUUUAUCAUCCCCUUUGUGAUCAUCGGUCUUUGUUACUCGUUAAUUGUUCGAGUUCUCAUAAAAGCGCACAAACACAGGAGUCUUCGAUUACGGCGGCAAAAGGCUCUUCGGAUGAUUUUUGUAGUCGUCCUCGUUUUCUUUAUCUGUUGGCUACCUGAAAAUGUCUUCAUCAGCGUUCAGCUUCUUCAGGAAAAAGGAGAGCCAGCUUCAUCAAGCAGCCAAUCUUUUAGGCAUGAUUAUCCCUUAACAGGACAUAUUGUAAACCUGGCAGCCUUUUCUAACAGCUGCCUGAACCCCCUAAUUUACAGUUUUCUAGGUGAAACUUUUCGGGAUAAACUACGGUUGUACAUUGAGCAGAAAACUAAGAUGUCAACAUUAAAUCGCUUUUGUCAUGCUGCCCUAAAGUCUGUCAUUCCUGACAGCAAUGAGCAAUCAGAAGUUUAAUUUAGUAGUGCCGUAUAAAAACAUUCAACUGUGAAAACUGUGCAAAUAUAGAACAUAAUGCUUGUUACUAACAGAAAAAAUAUGUAUAUAUCCUUCCCUACUGAGGACUGAAAGUUUAUACUCUAAAUAUUUUUAUGACAAGACUUUAAUGUGAAAGAAUACAUUUUAGUCAUUUGUAUUUAAUAAUGAACAGGAUUAUUAAAAACCUAGUAAUGAGGGGGGCUGUAUUUGCUUUAUACUUGUAUGAAUGAUAAUAUUGCAGAAAAUUUUAUCCGGCUAGGAAGACUCUAGAUAUAACUCGAUUAUCAGAGAUUGCUACUUUCCUGGUAUAUGUAAGGUGCUGCCACUUACAUAAUGAAGCUGCCAUACCAGUGGAAAAACUCAUUACAACAUACUGAUGUGGAGAAGCAGAAAAAAAGUUAUUGAUUUUUUUCAUCCAAAUGAAACUUUGACAACUUUGCUAAGAACUACACAGUAUAGCUUAUUCAUUGCUCUAGCAUGCAUUUGAGCCAUUGAUAUUUUCUCUUAAUUUCAUCUAAAAGGUUCUAUCCAGAGGUUUAAGUUUUUUCCCAAUUUGUAACUACUGUUUACAUCAGCACUUCACCAAGUCUGAAGUCAUAUGUAACCCCCAUCAGCCAUCUUGCACAUCACAGAGAAACUUCAAAAGAGACAUCUGCUGUUUCAUUUUACCUUUAAAUACUGCCUAAGAAAAAUCAGGUUCUCUUGCCACAGCUGCAGGUGCACACAAACACGUUUACAUCAAGUCCUUAUAUUUAAAUGAAAGUCAAACAUUACAUUUUUCUAUUGUAACAUGUUUGUCUCGAUUGUAAGAAUGGAAUACUGUAUCUUUUUAAAAUACCUUCUGCAAGCAUGACAGUGUAAGAAUCUCUUAAUUAAAAU
Molecule: messenger RNA, 9675 nt
Organism: Alligator mississippiensis (American alligator)
Lineage: Eukaryota; Metazoa; Chordata; Crocodylia; Alligatoridae
Gene: GPER1
Product: G protein-coupled estrogen receptor 1
Exons: 4
Coding region: 7699-8775 (358 amino acids)
Biological process (GO): G protein-coupled receptor signaling pathway
Cellular component (GO): membrane
Molecular function (GO): G protein-coupled receptor activity
Source: RefSeq, a predicted model, not a curated record